AAAAAUUCAAGUAAAAUCAAUAUUAAUACUGGCGAUUUUGUUCACUGAAGAGCCACAUUUGGAUUUUGUCUUGUUUCUCAGAAUUGAUUCAUUUAUACGUCUAUAAGCAAUCGCAUUAAUUUUGUUCUUCACAGAAUUGAUUCUGAUGAAAGAAGAAACAGUAGCGUCCAUUUCCUGAAACGUCAUUCUUUAGAAAUUAAAAGAUUCUGAGGAUUACCAGCUCUAACAGGCUCUGAUAUUAACCUUCAAAUCUCAAAUAAGAAAAUACCAACCUCCUCAUUUAACUGAAUAUAUUCAGAAAAAACAACAAUUUCCGUACAAACAAUCACUUGUUAAUUAUUCAUAUACAUAUCAAACAGUUGAUAUAUAAGACAACGAUCGAUCGAUCGAUCAUGGCCAAUAAUGAAAAGCCAGUCAGCUCUGAACUUGAACAAAUACUAUCUAAUUCCGAAAUUCCAUGCUUUCAGAGGCCCCGGAGAGCAACUUGGCUCGAGUUGAAAACAGUCUUUUCCUUAGCAGCACCAGCAGCUGUCGUUUACUUACUUAAUAAUGUCGUUUCCAUGUCUACCCUAAUUCUCUGCGGCCAUCUUGGCAAUCUUCAGCUUGCUUCCGCUUCCCUUAGCAACAAUGGAAUCCAACUUUUUGCUUUUGGCCUUCUGCUAGGGAUGGGCAGUGCAGUGGAGACGCUAUGUGGGCAAGCUUAUGGGGCCCAAAAGUAUGAAAUGCUAGGCAUAUAUCUUCAAAGAUCAACAAUUGUACUAAUGGCAACCUCAAUACCUCUUACCCUCAUAUAUGCCUUGUCCAAGCCAAUCUUGGUAUUAUUAGGUGAAUCAAAAGAAAUUGCUUCUUCAGCUGCAAUUUUUGCUUACGGUAUUAUUCCACAAAUAUUUGCAUAUGCUGCAAAUUUUCCAAUCCAGAAGUUUUUACAAGCUCAAAGCAUAAUUUUGCCCAGUGCAUACAUAUCAGGCGGUGUGCUUUUCGUUCACCUCCUAAUGAGUUGGAUCGCCAUUUAUAUACUUCACGUGGGAUUGUUGGGUGCAUCUCUGGUUUUGAGUUUGUCAUGGUGGAUAACAGUAUUGGCACAAUUUGUGUACAUUUUGAAAACUAAAAGGUGUAAAGCCACAUGGGGUGGAUUUAAUCUAUCACAAGCUUUUUCUGGAUUAUGGGAUUUCUUGAAAUUGUCCUCUGGUUCUGCUGUAAUGCUUUGCCUUGAGAUUUGGUAUUUUCAGAUAUUAGUUUUAGUUUCUGGGUUGCUCAAGAAUGCUGAGAUUGUCUUGGAUUCUCUCUCUGUCUGUAUGACUCUAACUGGAUGGGUAUACACCUUUGUAUUGGGUUUCAAUGCAGCUGCAAGUGUAAGGGUAAGCAAUGAACUAGGGGCUGGACAUGCAAAAUCAGCAGGAUUUGCAGUAAUAAUAGUGACUUCAAGCUCCUUUAUCGUAGCUUCCAUUGCAGCUAUUUUAGUACUUGUUUUUCGCAAUAGCUUGAGCUAUAUCUUCACUAGUGGUACGAGAGUUGCUCAUGCUGUUACACAGCUCUCUCCUUUCUUGGCCCUUUCCAUUAUUCUCAACGGAGUCCAACCUGUUUUGUCCGGCGUGGCUGUUGGAUGUGGAUGGCAAACAUUUAUUGCAUAUGUUAAUGUGGGAUGCUAUUACCUUGUUGGUAUUCCUUUGGGCUGUGUUCUUGGCUUUACUUUUGACUUGGGUGCAAAGGGAAUAUGGAGUGGGAUGUUAGGAGGUACUCUUAUACAAACUUUUAUUUUGAUAUGGAUUACUGUCGGGACAAAUUGGAAUAAAGAGGUUGAGAAAGCAAAGAGCCGUGUGGAGAAAUGGAAUAAUUUAAAUUGAUCUUUGAAGUACAAGCAUCUGAGCAUCAAUUCAUCUCUGCAAGUUGAAGAUAUGCCUGUAUCCCACUAAUUUUGAAGAAGAAGCAUUAACUGGGGAAUUUUUCUCUCAAGAAAAAAAGAAAGAAAAAUUUAUUAAUUUCUUUUAAAAUAUAAUAGCAAAAUGACAUUCUCAAAAUAUUAUGAUUCUCAAAUAAUCUAGCUUAAAUUAGAAAAGAACAUAAAGAUUUCAUUUUUAAUACAAUGGAUUGCGAUUGCUGCAGAUAUUAAUUUCAGUUCCCUUAGCUA
Jatropha curcas is the source of this 2128-nucleotide messenger RNA. Its product is annotated as protein DETOXIFICATION 40. Gene Ontology annotation, biological process: xenobiotic detoxification by transmembrane export across the plasma membrane. Gene Ontology annotation, molecular function: antiporter activity; xenobiotic transmembrane transporter activity. NCBI's taxonomy places the organism in Eukaryota, Viridiplantae, Streptophyta, Magnoliopsida, Malpighiales, Euphorbiaceae. Gene Ontology annotation, cellular component: membrane. The record is from RefSeq and is a predicted model, not a curated record.